This is a messenger RNA of Ceratosolen solmsi marchali, 4187 nucleotides long. It is a transcript of the gene tok, whose product is annotated as tolloid-like protein 1 tolkin. Lineage: Eukaryota; Metazoa; Arthropoda; Insecta; Hymenoptera; Agaonidae. Gene Ontology annotation, molecular function: calcium ion binding; zinc ion binding; metalloendopeptidase activity. Gene Ontology annotation, biological process: proteolysis. The record is from RefSeq and is a predicted model, not a curated record. The transcript is spliced from 16 exons. Bases 423 to 4106 code for a protein of 1227 amino acids.
CAGUCGUCACUAAUCCAGAGCCACGUAAUGGCUUGCUACCGAGCACACAAAAUUCUUUCUUUCUUAAGCGCGUUGACAUCAUUAUUAUUAUAUAAAUAAAUAGUCGCAAUUAGAUGAAAAUCAUAUGAAGAAGAACUUAAUAUAAAAACAAAGUGUAAAGUGAAGAACGCAAUCGUUCUCUUGACAACAAAAUUUUUAGUCUACCAGCUCGAUUGAAAAGAAAAAGAAGACAGGACACAAGUAUACACUCCAAGAGCGAUAUCGCAAACAGGUUUGAGCCCUUGAUACGACAGCUAGUAGAUAGGAAGAGAGAGAGCCUGCAAGGCACGAAUGAAGUUAGAGUCCAAUGUUAUGAGAAACGCGUUAUUCGAACGCUGCCGUUGUCGCUGCCAACGUCAGACUCUCAUCAGUAUUUUCUUGAUAUGAAGCCGUUGUUCUGCCUUACUUUGCUUCUCAGCAGCAGCAUCGUUUGGAAUAGCAGUACCUUCUUCGUUCAAUCACGAAGAUAUACUAAUGCUGAGUGUGAUGAGUGCCAAGAGGCAAACGGGAGCUUGAUGCAACGUCGGCGACGAUACACUGUUGAUGAGCUGCUCAAUAUCAAGUUCCCGAACCUCAUCACGGGAGACCUCGACCUCGACAUAUGCAAAGCGGGAGGAUUUCUUGGUGACAUUGCAUUACCAAAUUUAAAAUACGAAACCGAGUGGCGUAAACAAUUAUUGAAUAAACGUUUUCUUGAUGAACUUGAAAAUUAUAGAGAGGAGAUAUUUAAAGAAGGACUACAAAUAGAAGAAGAAGGUCUAAAUGAAAUUUUAAAUUUUAAGCAUGCACAUAAUUUACACCAUAUAAACGAAGAUGAUAAAAAGGAGAAGGAAAAUAAUAUUAAAUCUAGUGCACGUAAUCAUAAUCAAUAUCAAAUAGAAACAACUGAAAAAGAUGAUAAGGCUACUGAAGUUAAAGAUUAUGGGUUCGUCUUUAGGUACUUAAGUGAUGAUGUUCCGGAAAAAAGUAUGGAAAAAUAUAUUAAAAAUACUAGAUUAAAAGAAAUCAAAGGCUUAAAACAUGGUAACAGUGAACAAACAUUAUCUGAAAGUAUAGGUAUAAUUUUUAAUAGACAAGAAUUAAUACCACCAAAAUUUAUUGAAGGUCAUAAAUUCAAUGUCAAGAAUUUAACGGAAAAUGAUUUUCCCAGUGAACAUUUUUCCACUGCCAUACCACAAAUUAGAAAAAGGCGAUAUCAUCGACGGAAACCACCGGAAAUACGAAAUCAUCUAGAACAUAGGCGCAGCAAGAGUAAGUACAAGCAUAAGAAAGGUAGAGACAAGGCUUCAAUAAAUUCAAAUAGCAAUCAGCGAGUACAAGAUGAACAAAGCAGAUUAAUACAGUCUUAUGAGUUACAAGGAUCAGCUGGAUUUCGAGGACGGUUGAUACGCAAAAAACGUGCAGCAACUGCACGUAAGGAUCGCGUCUGGGAUCAUGGAGUUAUACCUUACGAAAUCGACGGUAACUUCUCAGGGGUGCACAAGGCUUUAUUCAAACAAGCAAUGCGUCACUGGGAAAAUUUUACUUGCGUCAAAUUUGUGGAACGCGUGGCCCGGGAGCAUCCUAAUUACAUCGUUUUUACUGAACGACCUUGCGGAUGCUGUUCUUUUGUUGGAAAGCGUGGUAAUGGACCACAAGCCAUCAGUAUUGGAAAAAAUUGUGACAAAUUUGGAAUUGUUGUACAUGAACUAGGGCAUGUUGUAGGUUUUUGGCAUGAACAUACGCGUCCGGAUCGUGACCGACAUGUGCAAAUUAUUCGUGAAAAUAUUAUGACAGGUCAGGAGUAUAAUUUUAAUAAACUAACCGAAGACGAAGUAAAUUCGUUGGGGUUACCAUAUGAUUAUGACUCCAUUAUGCAUUAUGCAAAGAAUACAUUUUCCAAAGGUACUUACUUAGAUACUAUUUUGCCAAUGGAAAGCCAUGGGUUGAAAAGACCUGAAAUUGGUCAACGAGUACGUUUAAGUGAAGGAGAUAUAGCACAAACGAAUUUACUUUAUAAAUGUCAGAAAUGUGGUCGAACAUUUCAGGAAAAUAGUGGGACUUUCGGUUCACCGAGCCACCCAAACAGCUCGCCAUCGAGUGACGUUGAGCGGUGCGAAUGGCGUAUUACUGCUACACACGGAGAACGCAUUAUCCUUAAUAUCACUUUUUUAGAUAUAUUUAAAAGUGAUUACUGUCGUACUGAUUAUCUAGAAAUACGUGACGGCUAUUGGCAUAAAAGCGCUGUUCUUGGUCGUUUUUGCGGCAGCGGAAAAAUCCCUAAUCCCGUCAUUUCGACAAGCAGUCGAAUGCUGGUUACAUACGUUACAUCCUCUCGACAGAGUGGCCACGGAGGCUUUAGUGCUGACUACGAGGCAAUCUGUGGAGGCGACGUGAAAUUGGACGGAAUUGGUCAUCUCGAGUCUCCCAAUUAUCCAGAAGAAUAUCAUUCGAGUAAAGAAUGCAUUUGGCGACUCAUAGUACCUCAGGAUUACCAAGUGGCCCUGAAAUUCCAAUCUUUUGAAAUAGAGAGUCAUGACAACUGUGUUUAUGACUACGUCGAGGUACGUGAUGGACACGUCGCUGAUUCACCACUUAUAGGCAUUUAUUGCGGUUAUAAGCUUCCUCCAGACAUACGGUCUACAAGUAACAAGUUGCUUGUAAAAUUCGUCAGUGAUAGCUCUGUUCAGAAGGCUGGAUUUUCCGCUACAUUUAUGAAAGAAUUCGACGAAUGUGCUUUGACCGAUCAUGGAUGUGAACAUGAAUGCAUAAAUAAUUUAGGAGGAUAUGAAUGUUCCUGUAAGAUUGGUUUUGAACUUCAUUCAGAUGGAAAACACUGUGAAGAUGCUUGCGGAGGCGUGUUUGAGACGAGCAAUGGUACUAUUACAAGUCCGUCUUUCCCUGAGACCUAUCCAGGCAAUAAACACUGCUUUUGGGAAAUUAUUGCACCACCCCAAUAUCGAAUCACUUUGAACUUCACCCAUUUUGAUUUAGAGGGCAACCAUGUUUACGAACAGCCAUGCGAAUAUGAUUGGGUUGAAAUUUCUAGUAAGCUCGGUGAUGACUUAUUAAAGAAACAUGGCAUUUACUGUGGUUCAAAGCCACCGCCCCUUAUAACAUCUGAGAGUAAUUCUUUAAAAAUCAUAUUUUCUUCGGAUAAUAGUAUGCAAAAGUCAGGAUUCGCUGCACUAUUUUUCACAGAUAUGGAUGAAUGUGCAAACAAUAAUGGUGACUGUCAACAUGAAUGUAAAAAUACAAUAGGAUCUUAUCAUUGUUCCUGUCACAAUGGAUUUAUACUCCAUGACAAUGGACAUGACUGUAAGGAAGGUGGAUGCAAAUAUGAAAUAACUGCACCAUCCGGUACAAUCACAUCUCCAAAUUAUCCAGAUUACUAUCCAGGCAAGAAAGACUGCGUUUGGCACUUUACAACAACACCUGGACAUCGAAUAAAAUUGUUGUUUAAGGUAUUCGAUAUGGAACCUCAUCAACAGUGUGCUUAUGAUCAUGUUGUAAUUUAUGAUGGCGAUUCUCCAGAUAGUCAAAUACUUGGUCGUUUUUGUGGAAAUAAAGAGCCUCAUCCAAUUUUAGCAACAGGAAAUCAAAUGUUCAUGGUUUUUAAAAGUGAUAUGUCAAUUCAAAAGCAAGGAUUUUUUGCCCAACACAUGACAGCUUGUGGAGGCCAUUUAACAGCAACCGAUCAUGUAAAAUAUUUUUACUCUCAUUCACGCUAUGGAAGUCAAAAUUACGAUCAAAAAAUGGAUUGUGAUUGGAUUAUAGAAGCGCCUCUUGGAAAAAAUGUACAUCUUAAUUUUUUAUCAUUUAAUCUAGAAGAUGAAAAUGAUUGCAAAUAUGAUUGGGUUGAAGUUCAUUCAGGUCUUGAUACAUCUAGUCCCAGUUACGGAAGACUUUGCGGCAAUUCGAAUACAACAGAUAUUAUAUCGAUAAAUGAGGCGCUACUCGUGCGUUUUAGAACAGAUGAUACCGUCUCAAAAGGUGGUUUUGCUGCCACAUAUUUCGCAUACGAUCGACCGGAUAGUGAAGAACUGAUUGGAGGAGAAGAUGAGGAAGAAGACUUAUCGAAAAUUUGAUUUUAUAGGAACAUUAUCAAUUAGUUAUUUUGUUCUUUAUUAUGUCAUGUAUAAUUUAAUUGGUGGGACUUAAGAAAGUCU